GCCAUUCCUCUCUCCCGUCCUUUCACCUCCCUUCUCCUCUUUCUCUUCUGCUGCUCCUCAGAGCUGGCUGUUCACACCAAACAGCUCUAAGCCAAAGAGUCUCCCUUCCCCUUCACACGAUCCAGCUUUAAGCCUGAACCUUCCCUUUGAAUACAAACACAUUGCUCCAAAAGGAAGUUAUUCCUCAGAUCCAAAGAUCGGUUGUUGAGUUUGGAGGAGAUUUCAGCAUGAGACUUUGAAACUGAACCAGACUGUACACGUGUUUAGUGUACACAAGAGGAAGUACGAAGCCCCAGCUGCAAGUGAAACAUGUGUGCGCCUUUUAUAAAAUGCAGCCUUUUCUCUAUUUUAAGUGGCUUUAUUGCAAAUUUUUAGUGUAAGUGCAGGUCAAGUUUCUGCAGUCCUGAGGAAGAUCUUAAGUUUCCGUCUGCAAUUAUGGCUCAAAGCCACCAACAGGACCUGCAGAGAAACCAAAGUGGUCUUCAGCAAAUCAGUGCCAGGAUCCAGGCCAGAACAAUGCUCGCCAAAAAGAGAGUGGAGAGCAUUAAGAAGAAUGACGUGAAGGGAUUCUUCAUCAGAAAUGCUUUUGUUAUUAUGACUGUGGCUGCUGUAAUCAUAGGCAUAAUCUUGGGAUUUGCCCUGCGCCCUUAUAAAAUGUCCUAUCGUGACAUGAAGUUCUUCUCUUUUCCUGGAGAGCUGCUGAUGAGAAUGCUCCAGAUGCUGGUUCUGCCUUUGCUUGUUUCCAGCCUCAUCACAGGUAUGGCCGCUCUGGACAGCCGUGCUUCUGGUAAAAUGGGUAUGAGAGCAGUGAUCUACUACACCACCACAACUGUCAUUGCUGUGUUCAUUGGUAUUGUUAUGGUACUCAUUAUCCACCCUGGAAAAGGAUCAAAAGCCGAAUUUGCCAAGAAGCCGCCGAUUGAGCAGGUCAACGCUGCGGAUGCCUUUCUGGACCUGAUCAGAAAUAUGUUUCCUCCUAAUCUUGUCGAAGCCUGUACAAAACAGUUCAAGACGCAGUAUGGCAAGAGAAUAGUCCAUGUGACAGUUACAGUGAACGACUCAAUAGUCACCGUUAAUGGAAGCCAACAGAUUACUCAAGAAGAAAUGAUCCCAAUCCCAGGAUCCGUGAAUGGAAUCAAUGCCCUGGGCUUGGUAAUGUUCUCCAUGUGCUUCGGUCUGAUUAUCGGGAAAAUGAAUGAACAGGGACAACCCCUAAGAGAUUUCUUUGACAGCCUCAAUGAAGCCAUCAUGAGGCUGGUUGCCAUAAUAAUGUGGUAUGCCCCUGUUGGCAUCCUGUUCCUUAUUGCUGGUAAGAUUGUGGAGAUGGAGGACAUUUCAGCCAUGGGUGGUCAACUGGGAAUGUAUACAGUGACAGUUAUCAGUGGCUUGCUUAUCCAUGCUGUCUUUGUCCUCCCAACACUUUAUUUCAUUGUCACUAGAAAGAACCCCUUUGGGUUCAUUGCUGGGCUGCUACAGGCUCUUAUAACUGCCCUUGGAACAUCUUCAAGGUAUGUGCUCGCACAGACGCUUACAUUCCCAAAAGAUCACCAUGAAAAGUCUCCAAAUGUAACAUUCAGCAUUUUGUUUGAGAAAAAGCUUUUUCAAAUCAAAGUUGUACCUGAAUAUUGUUAUUUUGGGUCAAAGAUAUUUAACUACUGGUUUAACCCUGGGUUUGUCUGUCUCAGUUCUGCCACAUUGCCCAUCACCUUUAAAUGUCUGGAGGAAAAUAACAAGGUGGACAAACGUGUGACACGUUUUGUGCUCCCUGUUGGUGCCACCAUAAACAUGGACGGUACAGCUUUAUAUGAAGCUCUGGCAGCCAUAUUUAUUGCUCAGGUCAACGACUACAGCCUAGACUUCGGACAAAUUCUCACUAUCAGUAUUACAGCCACAGCUGCCAGCAUCGGAGCAGCUGGAAUACCUCAAGCAGGACUGGUGACCAUGAUGAUAGUUCUGACGUCUGUAGGUUUGCCCACUGAUGACAUUUCGCUGAUCAUUGCUGUCGACUGGUUCCUAGACCGAUUGCGGACCACCACCAACGUGCUGGGAGACUCCAUCGGUGCAGGGAUAGUGGAGCACCUGUCUCGCCACGAGUUGCAAAAGAAGGACCCUGAACUCGGCAACUCUGUUGUAGUGGAGGAGGCAGACAAGAAGCCGUACAAGAUCAUCUGUCAAGAGAACGAGUGUGAGAGUGAGAGGCUCACAGAUAGUGAGAGCAAGAUGUAAAAAUAGGUUUAAUGCUCAUUCGUUUUUACAUAUGCAGUUGCAUUGCGAUGAACCAAAAUCUUGUUUUUAUUUUUACCAUCUCAGUUUGAGAUUUAGACACAUAAAAUCCAAAUCUGUUUUGAAUGAGGGAGUUUAACCUGUGUCCUGUUCCUAACACACAUUCUUUUUUUUUAAUAUGUACAUUUCCUGAGAUGUAUAAUUAUCAUAGAAUGGCAGCUGUUUACUCUUAUAAAUGAAUUACAAAGUCCAGUGGUCAGUAGCCUACAUUUCACAUCCAGCUUGUGCAAUUGUAAUAGCUAAUUUUGCCCACACGAGGCCAGUAUUGCUUUGACUUUAAACGUCACAGCGCAUGUCAGCUCAUGGGAACCUUUUUUAUACUGUUUGUUCUUUUUUCUGGCUUAAAGUUCUUUCUUUCUUUCUAAAACAAGUUUUAAAUAGGAAAAAUUAAGUUUAACUACCGGUAUUUGCAAAUCCAAUUGGAUUUUGUAAAUUGAACACACAAGCAACUGGUUGACCAAUGCUGAGAAGAAGUGCCUAUUCUAAAGGAUUAUUCCAUUAUUUGUGGCUGCAAUAUCUGCAGAUUAAAGGACAGAUAUUAUUUAAUUUCUUCAGUCGCAGUUCAAGUUUUUUCCCUUAAAUGUGUCUGGUUGUUGCUGGGAAAACAAAAAUCACAGAAUAUUUUGUUGCAAAUUUGUUUUUAAAUAUAAUGUAACACCGAAACACCAAAAGUACUUUGCCAAAUAUUUAAAUACUGUUUUCCUAGGAACAAAAUUCUACUUAUUUAAAAAAAAAAAGAUAACAAGCCAUUUGGAAAAAAAACCAAAAACAUUAAUGGAUAGACAGAUUUCUCCAAGAUUUAAAAAGUAAUGAGUGUCAAUUACCCUUGAGCAUGUGACUGUCAGCCCUGAGAUAAUCCUCUAACAUACGAAAUAAAAUAUUUGUAGUGUAAACAUUUAUUUCUAAUUCAAAUUUACAUUUUUAAUAAAUUUAGAGUUGAAACUUGUUUUUGAACAAUUAGAGCUGAGGGUUAAUUAAAAUAAAAAUCUUUAUGCUUUUGAUAAAAAUCUGACUAAAACAUGUUAGAAUGUAAUUAUUGCCUAUUUAGUUGACAAUGUACCUUCACCCUUUAGCUCAUUAAUGUGAAAAUAGUGCCUUGAAAAUAAUAAUGAAAUUGCUUUUGACUUUAAUAUAUAAAAGCAAAUAUAUUACAACAAUUUUCUCUAAUGGGGCUAAAUACAUUUUUCACUAUUACAUUUUUAACAUGUGUUUUUUUCCAUCUCAUUUAAAAAAAAUGUUUGUUUUUGUAACUGUAUAGAUGGUUCAUUCAAACCUGUAGAACUUAUAUAGAGAGAUGUAGAUCAAUUCAAAAAUGAUUGUAGAAUAAAGGUAAAACAUUUUACAUAAACGUUGCAUAGUUUAAGAUGUGAUUGCUUUUCUAUUAUGUAAUGAUAAAACUAAUCUUUAUAAAUGUGAAAACAGUCUGAUUGAUGGGACCAAAUCUUCUUUAGCUAGAAAUUAAACAUUUGUGUUCUCACCUGUUGGACCUCCUCCUCCUACACACACACACACACACACACAUGCACACAGACACAUCUUCAUUGUGUGGAUCUAGUGAAAUGACCAAAACACAGUAAACUACUAAUAUUGGUGUUCCAUCGAAUGUGAGUACACACCAGAGAGAAAGAGAAGUGUGCACACAGAAAAAUGAAAAAAACAAAAAUGCAUGUACAUAAAUUUAUCUUGCAUGUAUGUUUUUUAAUAAAAGUGGUGAAACAA
Oryzias latipes (Japanese medaka) is the source of this 4002-nucleotide messenger RNA. The record is from RefSeq and is a predicted model, not a curated record. NCBI's taxonomy places the organism in Eukaryota, Metazoa, Chordata, Actinopteri, Beloniformes, Adrianichthyidae.